GUGUGUGUGUGUGUGUGUUAUGUGUGUUGUGCGCGCGUUUCGCGUUUGUCGCCGGUAGUUUAGUCGCACGUUAUUGCGAUUAAAUUAAUAAAUAUCUAACUUUUUAACAUAAAACGAAAUCCGCUUUCGUAGCCGACGCCGAUUAUGGCGCAGGUACGCUACACCCGGAAUUUAUUCCUACGUGGAAUUUGCAUUAUAUACCUGUUUGCAUUCCUCAGCUUUUACAUACAGAUCCCAGGAUUGUAUGGUGAUAAUGGAAUCUUGCCAGCCAGAACGCAGGUGGAUCUCAAAGCACGCGCAACAAUAUUUAAUAAACUGAAGCAGAAGCCAACAUUGUUAUGGUUUGCUCCGUAUCUAGGCUUAAAUGUAGAAUACAUGCUGGACAUACUAUCUCUCCUUGGAACUGUGCUCUCCUUUGCAGGAUUUAUUUCUCAAAGAUUUUGCAUUGCGCCGAUAUUUGCAGGUCUAUGGACCUUGUAUUAUUCUUUAUAUCAGAUUGGUCAAACAUUUAUGUGGUUUCAGUGGGAUAUUUUAUUAUUGGAAGUUGGAUUCCUAUGUAUACUUGUAGCACCAUUUUGGUACCCUCAGCGUGGAAAACCAAGCACUCCGAGCGAUGCUGUGACAUUCUGGACUGUGCGCUGGCUACUCUUUCGUUUAAUGUUUGCUAGUGGAGUGGUAAAAUUUACUUCAGAUUGUCCACUGUGGUGGAAAUUAGAUGCUCUAAAUAUUCACUUUGAAUCUCAAUGUAUACCUACUCCUCUGGCAUGGUACGCACAUCACUUGCCAGCUUGGUUCCUUCGAUUAAGCACUGUUGCCACAAACAAUAUCGAGCUUGUCAUACCAAUCUUAUUUUUCUUCCCGAUCAGAAAAGUGAGAAUAGUAGCAUUUUAUUUACAGGUACUUUUGCAAAUCUGUAUAAUUGCUACGGGAAACUACAAUUUCUUCAACUUCCUAACGAUUUGUCUAUGCAUAUCCUUACUGGACGAUCAGUUCUUCUACAAACGAAAAUUUAAGAACGAUAAGUCCCGCAUUAUAAAUUAUCUCAAGACAUUAAUAACCAUAUUGAUCUAUGGAAAAGUUAUAUACGGGACGUAUAUUUAUUAUAAUCUUAGGAUAACAGAUAAUUGGACCAUUCAAUCUAAUAUUGCAUUUACAAAAGAACAAUUCGAUUAUGUUUUAUCUCGAAUAGUAACCUUUUCCAUGUUCAUUGGUUUAGCAUCUCUUGGAUUAACAGCAGUGGACUCGAUAGCUAAUUCUAUUAUGACUGCGAAAGGAUUACGUAAUAAAAUAACAACAACAAUAGUUACACUUUUCUACACUAUAGCAGUGUGUCUGAUUUUUGUUAUAAGCCUUGUACCAUAUUCCACCUUGCAUCCUUCUACAAUUCUGUCGAAAAAUUCGACAAUGUCCUUACAAUUGAAACAGAUGCAUGCAAAGGUGGAUCAUCUUCAUUUAGCGAACAGCUACGGUUUGUUUCGUCGUAUGACAGGAGCUGAAGGUAGACCGGAAGUUAUAAUAGAAGGGAGCGACAAUAUCGAAGGACCUUGGAGGGAAUACGAGUUCUUGUACAAGCCAGGAAACGUUAAUAACUCGUUGCCAUUUGUUGCGCCUCAUCAACCUCGUCUCGAUUGGCAAAUGUGGUUCGCCGCAUUAGGUUCAUAUCAACAGAAUCCAUGGUUGAUGUCAUUUACUUAUCGUUUAUUGACUGGGCAACCCGAGGUACUAGCUCUAAUAAACAACGUCGAAAGUCCAUUUCGAGACAGACCGCCAAAAUAUAUUAGAGCUAGUCUCUAUUAUUAUCAUUAUACAUCGUGGAGCCAAACAACUAAUGCUUGGUGGACCAGAGAGAAAGUUAAAGAAUAUUUUUCGACAUUCAGCCGGGAUCAUCCACCGUUUCUCGAUUAUAUAAAAAAGAUGAAGGUCAUUCAAGACAAGCCGGAUUUUAAAGUCGCAAAUGAACCGCUUAAAUUAAUUCUGGACAACUUGAGGUCUUUGGUCGGUAAGAUAGAAGCGAGCUUAUUUUUAUGGGGCAUAUUUACAGCCGGAUGUACAGUCAUUGUAACAGGUUACAGCAGUUCAGUAUCAAAAAAGAAAUAAUUAUUGAACAAUAAUACUUAUAUCUACAAAAAUUUGACGCGUUACAAAACUAAAGAUACUGAAUUAACAAACUAGAGAAAGCAAGUUGUAAAAAAAAAUAUAUAUAUAUAUAUGUGUGUGUGUGUAUCAACUAAA
Nylanderia fulva is the source of this 2232-nucleotide messenger RNA. Its product is annotated as lipase maturation factor 2-like. Lineage: Eukaryota; Metazoa; Arthropoda; Insecta; Hymenoptera; Formicidae. Gene Ontology annotation, cellular component: endoplasmic reticulum membrane. The record is from RefSeq and is a predicted model, not a curated record. Gene Ontology annotation, biological process: protein maturation.